This is a messenger RNA of Nematolebias whitei (Rio pearlfish), 1415 nucleotides long. RefSeq names its product NEDD8-activating enzyme E1 catalytic subunit. Gene Ontology annotation, molecular function: NEDD8 activating enzyme activity. The transcript is spliced from 18 exons. Gene Ontology annotation, biological process: protein neddylation. Lineage: Eukaryota; Metazoa; Chordata; Actinopteri; Cyprinodontiformes; Rivulidae. The record is from RefSeq and is a predicted model, not a curated record. The coding region runs from base 22 to 1404 and encodes 460 amino acids. Gene Ontology annotation, cellular component: cytoplasm; nucleus.
AGGACAUGGGACCGUGAAAGUAUGGCGGAUGCCGAGGAGCCGGAGAAGAAAAGAAGGCGAAUAGAGGACCUGACUGAGAAAAUGGCUGUUGAAAGCGGACACAAGGACAGUGAAUGGGAUGGCCGCUGGAAUCACUUGAGGAAGUUUUUGGAGAGGCCAGGCCCGUUUACCCAUCCUGACUUUGAGCCAAGCACUGAGUCCUUGCAGUUUUUGUUGGAGACAUGCAAAAUUUUGGUCAUUGGUGCAGGAGGACUUGGGUGUGAACUCCUUAAAAACCUGGCUCUGUCCGGGUUUCGCCUCAUUCAUGUGGUUGACAUGGAUACUAUUGACGUGUCGAACCUCAACAGGCAGUUUCUUUUCAGACCCAAAGAUGUUGGAAGACCUAAAGCUGAAGUAGCUGCCGACUUUAUCAACAAUCGUAUCCCAGGAUGCAAAGUAGUCCCGCACUUUAAAAAGAUCCAGGACUUUGACGAGUCUUUUUACAGGCAGUUUCACAUCAUCGUCUGUGGGCUCGACUCCAUCAUCGCCAGACGUUGGAUAAAUGGAAUGCUGAUAUCCAUCCUGAGCUAUGAAGAUGGCAUCCUGGAUCCCAGCUCCAUCGUCCCCCUCAUUGAUGGAGGAACGGAGGGCUUUAAAGGCAACUCUCGCGUCAUUCUGCCAGGCAUGACUGCAUGCAUCGACUGCACCCUGGAGCUGUACCCACCACAGAUAAACUUCCCAAUGUGCACCAUUGCAUCUAUGCCGAGGCUGCCAGAACAUUGCAUUGAAUACGCUCGAAUUUUGCAAUGGCCCAAAGAAAAACCUUUUGGAGAGACAAGUUUAGAUGGAGACAAUCCUGAACACAUCCAGUGGGUGUUUAAAAAGUCCCAAGAAAGAGCAGCGGAGUUUAACAUCACAGGAGUGACGUACAGACUCACGCAGGGAGUUGUGAAGAGGAUCAUUCCCGCUGUGGCAUCAACUAACGCUGUUAUUGCUGCUGCUUGUGCAACUGAAGUGUUUAAAAUUGCUACAAGUGCGUAUAUUCCCUUAAACAACUACCUCGUCUUCAACGAUGUGGAUGGACUUUACACCCACACGUUUGAAGCUGAGCGAAAGGAAAAUUGCACGGCGUGCAGCCAGGUACCUCAGGAUCUCCAGUUCCCUCCUUCUGCCAAACUACAGGAGGUUUUGGAGUACCUGACGGAGAACGCCUCGUUACAGAUGAAAUCACCUGCCAUCACCACAACUCUAGAAGGAAAGAACAAAACGCUGUAUCUGCAGUCUGUGAAAUCCAUCGAAGAACGUACAAGGCCGAACCUCUGCAAGACGUUGAAAGAGCUGGGUUUGUCAGACGGGCAGGAAAUAGCUGUAGCCGAUGUCACCACCCCCCAGACAGUUCUCUUUAAAAUCAACUUCACUGCUUGAACGUCAAAUAA